AUGCUCACCAAGACCUUCCUACUCGGCCUUUUAGGCGCCGCCGCCGUGGCGGACGCCACCGCCAUCCAUCGCCCAUAUGACCAGAUCAUGAACCGAAGAGCAGCCAAGGGCGUUAAUGGGCGACAGUUCGGCGGUUUCCCAGGUGCUUUCCCCGGUGGUGGCAACCGUGGCGGCUUCGGUCAGGGUCAGGGCGGCAACCGUGGCGGCAACAACAACAACAACAACAACAAUAACGGAAACAACAAUAACAACGGCGGGAAUAAUAACAACAACGGCGGGAAUAACAACGGGGGUAACAAUGCCAACGCCGGUUCCUUAACGUUGGCCCAAAACGCUAUUCAGACCGGCUCCCAAUCCGACGGCAACCCGGACCAAGCUGCGGGCGAAUCGGCGUCCAAGACCGACAACGCCAACUUCAUCAACUUCUGCAGCGGCCAGACUCUAACCAACGGUUUGCAAGUCCAGGGGGGGUCUUGCAACGGCAUCCCCAUGGGCAAGAUUCCUUCGACCAACCGAAUGGUCUCUAGCAUCUUGAUCAACCCCAAGCACAAUGACAACAUCGCUGCGAACCAGGACUUCAACAUCCAAGUUCAGGUUCAGAAUUUCGCACCUGGCACCUUCACCAACGCGCAGACUACCUACUACACUGCGCCUCAGGAUCUAAACGGCCAGGGUAACAUCAUUGGCCACACUCACGUCACUGUGCAGGAUCUGGGCAACAACCUGAACCCGACUCAGCCCCUCGACGCGAAGCGAUUCGUGUUUUUCAAGGGCAUCAAUGAUGCCGGCAACAACCAGGGUCUUCUGUCUGCCACCGUCCCCGGCGGUCUGCCUGCUGGAAACUACCGUGUGUGCACCAUGUUCGCUGCUGCCAACCACCAGCCUGUUAUCAUGCCUGUCGCUCAGCGCGGUGCCCAGGAUGACUGCAACAAGUUCACUGUCGGCGCUGCCAACAACAACGGCGGCAACAACAAUAACAACAACAACAACAACAAUCAAGGCAACAACAAUAACAACCAGGGCAACAACAACAAUAACAACAAUGGUGGCAGAGGUGGUGGCAGGGGCAACCAAGGCCAAGGCCAAAGUAAUGACUCGUCGCAAAACAAUGGUGCUGGCGGCAAUGCUAACAACGGUCAACAACAGACUAAUCUUGGUGGCGCCGCUCCGAGUGUGACAAACACCGGAGAUGCCAGGAGGCCGUUUGCGGUCAACGGGAACACGUUUGCUGAUGAGGCGUCGGCUAAGCAGAGGGCCUGCGAUAUACAAAACAACAACUGUAGCAACGCAGCGAACUCUGGCGCGGGCCACACGCUCGCAGACUGCCAAGCGCAACUGACGGCCUGCACGGCGUCGGCCCGCAGAUAG
Durotheca rogersii is the source of this 1368-nucleotide messenger RNA. RefSeq lists its product as uncharacterized. Lineage: Eukaryota; Fungi; Ascomycota; Sordariomycetes; Xylariales; Xylariaceae. The transcript has 6 exons. The coding region runs from base 1 to 1368 and encodes 455 amino acids. The record is from RefSeq and is a predicted model, not a curated record.